Molecule: messenger RNA, 378 nt
Organism: Leishmania braziliensis MHOM/BR/75/M2904
Lineage: Eukaryota; Euglenozoa; Kinetoplastea; Trypanosomatida; Trypanosomatidae
Exons: 1
Coding region: 1-378 (125 amino acids)
Source: RefSeq, a predicted model, not a curated record
AUGUCGGCUUCUGAGUUUGCGGGCUCGACCCCCACCUCCAAACCGCGGCGGAGCGUCGCCAACUACACGGAGCCGCCCAAGAAGAAUUCGUACCUCGUAAAGCUCUCGCGCUUUUACAGUACAAAGAUACCGAUGGGUAUUCGUGAGUUUGUCAUCGCCGGUCCUCUGCUUCUUGCGGCACUUGGCAUCGCCUACUUCACCCCCUCUCUCAUUCCAGCUGAGCAGUUCACGCAGGGGCUGACUCCGCACACGCAAGACAUGCACGAAUAUACGCUAGAGCCCAUCUACGAUGCUCACGGUGGGCUGAGGGGCUACCGUCGCAUCAACACCAAGAGGACCUCGGAGGAGUGUGUGGGCGCGAAGUCAGCCAUCUCGUGA